Carassius auratus (goldfish) is the source of this 1503-nucleotide messenger RNA. Its product is annotated as NFATC2-interacting protein. The transcript has 9 exons. The record is from RefSeq and is a predicted model, not a curated record. The coding region runs from base 78 to 1154 and encodes 358 amino acids. Lineage: Eukaryota; Metazoa; Chordata; Actinopteri; Cypriniformes; Cyprinidae. Gene Ontology annotation, biological process: positive regulation of transcription by RNA polymerase II; cytokine production.
AAAAUAAUCCGUGAGCGCGCCUUCGUUACGUGACGUCAAGCCCCCACCGAGAGCGCGCGCGGGAAUGAAACAGAAACAUGGCUGAAAAGGUAACAGACAGUGACGGGGAUGUAGCCAUAUCAGAUCCUCCAAAACAAGCCCCCAAACGCCGACGCCUCCUCGACGCUUCCUCCUUCACAACAGUACCUGUUUACUCCAACAAGGUUAACAGCUCCUUAAAUCUGAAGCCAGUAACCUUCAAACACUCAACUCUCACAGACGAGGAAAAAGGUGGUGCUCUGUGGUCUCCUUCCCCACCCCGUACAGAGAGACGGCCAAUCAGCAUUGAUCUGAGUGGCUCAGAGGAGGAGCCAGAACAGACUGAAGCUCAGCAGAUCCUCCGUUCCCCCUCUCCACCCCCUCCUCCAUGUAGUCCACCAGUGAAACGGAGCAGACGGGCAAACCAAAAAAUACAAGAAAUCAACAGGAAAUUGGAUGCGAUUGGCUCUCUGGUGUGUCUCUCGCCUGAGCCUCAGGAGCCUGUGGUUGAAUACAGAAACUCUCCAUCUCCUGGGAAUCACUCUGAUGAUGAUGACGAUGAUGAUGAUGAUGAUGAUGACGAUGAUGACAUUGUCAUAAUUUCUUGUGACCGCAAAAAGAAACGAUGUCCCCAAAAUACUGAGGCCAGAGACUCUGCGCGAGAAAUUUCACUAAAAUUUCGCUGUCGAACAGAGCUGUACAAAAUCAGAAUACUGUCUACGGCUCCGUUGAGUAAAGCUGUGGAACAGCUGGCCAUCAAACUCAGUGUCCGACCCAGCCAGAUUCUGUUGUUAAAGAAAGAUAUUGAUCUCCCUGUUCACUCGUCCAUCAGUGAGCUGGGUCUCGGCAUAGCUGACAUUAUAGAUUGUGUAGUAACAGAGAAUCAACAAGAAGAGAGCGACAAAAGUAAUGUCAUUACUGUGCGAUUGCAAGGCAAGGAGAAAGCAUCUGUGCAGGAGUAUUCCCUACAAAAGAAUGCUCCUCUAGGGUCCGUCCUGUCUCAGUACGUCUCUGGUUUGAGUGCCAGUGCCAGAUCGAAAGCCAAAUUUCUCUUUGAUGGGUCAAGGGUCUCAUAUAAUCAGACUCCAGCUGACCUGGACAUGGAGGACGGUGACGUCAUUGAAGUCUGGGUCUAAACGCCCUCAAAUAUUGUUGUCCUGUCUGUUUUGAAAACCAUGUUCUGUAUUGCAAUGCAAAAUGUAAUAUGAUAUGGUUUCUGUGGUUCGUAUGGACGAAGGAAAAGAUUGGUAGAGGAGGUCAAACUAAUUUCCAGACCUUCUUAUCCCUUAAAACAGACCUCCAGAAUUUUUUACAAUUUUUUUAAGGUUUCAUGAAUAAUACACAGCUGAUAUGUUUGAAGACAUGCAAAAACAAUCUAAGUCCAUUUUACAUUGUGUAUAUACAUCAGAUUUAUUUAAGAAAAACAAAAAAUAUAUAUAAAGAGUAUACUUGAUUGAAAUGAUUAUAAUAAAAUGACAAAUUUGA